AUGUCUGACUUUGACUCCCAGCUUCUGCACUAUUUGCCACAGGUCUUAAGGACCAACGAGUUGUUGAUACAAUGUCCUGGCGUGUCGCUCUUCUUCCUUGCACUUGGUUUCUUGACGUUUGCGAAGUUCACGGUCAAGGCGUUUGGCGUUGUGCUGCAGACCUUCGUACUUCCAGGAACUAGCUUGAAGAAGUAUGGUGCUGGCAAGGGUGCUUGGGCGGUUGUGACGGGGGCUUCAGAAGGGAUUGGAAAAGAAUUUGCCCUUCAACUAGCGAAGAAAGGAUUCAACGUGCUGGUCUCGGCCCGAAAUGCGGAUGCCCUCCAAACUCUCGUUAACGAAAUCGAAUCCAGUGCACCGCCAAACAAGAACGUUCAAGCGAAGGCAAUUGUCAUGGAUUUUUCAAAGUUGUCCGACGAGUCUGAAUGGAAGCGCUUUGAGGGAGCGUUGGAGGGCUUGGAUAUUGGUGUCCUUGUGAACAACGUUGGAAAAUCACACCGAGCUCCCAUCUAUUUUACCGAGGCUUCCACACAAGAGAUAGAAGACAUUCUGACCAUUAAUGUCAAUGCAACCGUCAGGGUUACUAAGAUGGUUCUUCCGGGCAUGGUAAAUAGGAAGCGUGGUCUGAUCCUCAAUAUGGGCUCAUUCUCGGGAACAGGCAUCGCUUCUCCGAUGCUUGCUACGUAUGCUGGGACUAAAUCAUUCCUAUCCACGUUCACAAGCUCUCUGGCUGAGGAGGUCAAGCACAAAGGCAUUGAUGUACAGUGCCUGAAUACAUACUUUGUGGUGUCGAACAUGUCACAGAUUCGUAAGUCAAGCAUCACAGCGCCCACUCCGAAGAACUACGUCCGUGCUGUCCUGCAGAAGGUUGGUCUAGCUUGCGGCGCUCUCUGGACUGGUCGUCCCAACGUCAGCACGCCAUACUGGAGUCAUGGAAUACUGGAUUACUUGAUGAAUUUGAUUGGCUGGAAGAUGGUGUUCAUUCGCUAUACUCAUGGCCUUCACUCGAAUAUCCGAAAGCGGUAUUUGCGCAAGUUGGAGCGCGAAGCAAAAAAGCAGUAG
Molecule: messenger RNA, 1059 nt
Organism: Fibroporia radiculosa
Lineage: Eukaryota; Fungi; Basidiomycota; Agaricomycetes; Polyporales; Fibroporiaceae
Exons: 10
Coding region: 1-1059 (352 amino acids)
Biological process (GO): fatty acid elongation
Cellular component (GO): endoplasmic reticulum
Molecular function (GO): ketoreductase activity
Source: RefSeq, a predicted model, not a curated record